AUCGUGCUUCCUUGUUGACAUUUCGCGGAGCUAAAAGGCGGGUAAACGGGGACGCGAGGACGCUGGACCCGGCGUUAGCGCGUUGUUUGGCGGUUUAUCUCCGGAGAGGAGCUCGGUGCUUCAUCACGGGACGGCGCGGAGGAGCAGGCGGCACCGAUGGCGGCUAAAAGAGGAGCUCUGAUCGUGCUGGAGGGGGUGGACCGGGCCGGGAAAACCACCCAGUGCCAGAAACUGGUCCAGGCGCUGCAGCAGAGCGGCAGACCCGCGGAGAUGAUCCGGUUCCCCGACAGGACUACGACGAUUGGCAAGCUGAUCAGCGCCUACCUGGAGAAGAAGAGUGAUCUGGAGGACCACACGGUGCACCUGCUGUUUUCUGCAAACCGCUGGGAGCUGGUGCCUUUAAUGAAGAAGAAGCUGGAGCAGGGCACCACCCUGGUGGUCGACAGAUACGCCUUCUCUGGAGUGGCUUUCACCAGUGCAAAGCCGGGUUUCUCUCUGGACUGGUGCAUGAAACCUGACGUGGGACUGCCGAAGCCGGACCUGGUCAUGUUUCUGCAGCUCAGUCCGGCUGAGGCCGCUCUCAGAGGUCAGUUUGGAGAAGAGAGAUACGAGACGAGCGUUUUCCAACGAGCGGUUCAACAGAAAUUUGAACAGCUGAUGAAGGAUCCUUCGGUCGACUGGAAGGUGAUUGAUGCCUCUCAGAGCGUCGAAGACGUGCACAAGGUCAUCACGACGCACAGCCUGAACACCAUCAACACGGCUCAGAACCUCGAACUGGGAAAGCUGUGGACGUAAUCCCGAACCAGUCUGCAGUCACUCUGCUGGUGGGAGACCAACACAGUCUGCUGGAGCAGCAACUAAACAGCAGCAAACAACUUUCUUCACGCUUCACUUAACCCUUUGAAACCUGGAGCGACGUCACUUUUCUUGUGCUGCG
Plectropomus leopardus (leopard coralgrouper) is the source of this 937-nucleotide messenger RNA. RefSeq names its product deoxythymidylate kinase (thymidylate kinase) (gene dtymk). Gene Ontology annotation, biological process: dUDP biosynthetic process; dTDP biosynthetic process; dTTP biosynthetic process. Gene Ontology annotation, cellular component: nucleus; cytosol; cytoplasm. Gene Ontology annotation, molecular function: ATP binding; nucleoside diphosphate kinase activity; dTMP kinase activity. NCBI's taxonomy places the organism in Eukaryota, Metazoa, Chordata, Actinopteri, Perciformes, Serranidae. The record is from RefSeq and is a predicted model, not a curated record.